Molecule: messenger RNA, 639 nt
Organism: Nerophis lumbriciformis (worm pipefish)
Lineage: Eukaryota; Metazoa; Chordata; Actinopteri; Syngnathiformes; Syngnathidae
Source: RefSeq, a predicted model, not a curated record
AUGAAUAUACGAAACGCCAGGCCAGAGGACCUUAUGAAUAUGCAGCACUGUAACCUACUUUGUCUGCCAGAAAACUACCAAAUGAAGUACUACUUCUACCAUGGAUUGUCCUGGCCGCAGCUUUCAUACAUUGCAGAGGAUGAAAAUGGCAAAAUAGUGGGUUAUGUACUGGCAAAGAUGGAGGAAGACCCAGAUGAUGUUCCACAUGGACACAUUACAUCUCUGGCAGUAAAGCGCUCCCAUCGACGACUGGGUCUUGCUCAGAAGUUGAUGGACCAGGCUAGUCGAGCCAUGAUUGAGAACUUCAAUGCCAAAUACGUAUCGCUUCACGUUCGCAAAAGUAACCGGGCAGCCCUGCACUUGUACUCAAACACACUCAAGUUCCAGAUCAGUGAAGUAGAGCCCAAGUACUACGCGGACGGUGAGGAUGCCUACGCCAUGAAGAGGGACCUAGCCCACAUGGCAGAUGAGCUGAGAAAGCCCGGCCCCCGCCUGCCGGGUCAGGAGGCGCCGUCAGCUUCUGGCGACCCGGAGAGGGAAAACGAGAGGGACAGCGGCGGAGAAAGUAAAGAACUGAGUGAAGUCAGCGAAGCUACCGAAAGUACGGAUGUCAAAGAUUCAUCUUCGGAUUCCCAAUGA